AUUUUUAAUUUAUAGAAUCUUAUGUCAAGAUUUGUCAAUAACGAUACUCAAUUUUUACAAUAUAUGUCAUUCAAUGAAUGUCGAGUUUGGAGGAACUCUCAACCAAUGAUGUUGCUUAGAUGACGACAACUUAAUAUGUACCAAGACUCUCAAUAUUACAUAGAUUUGGUCAUCCCAAUUGAAAUUUUACUGUCUUAGUGUAAGAUCAUAUUUGUCUAUCAAGACACUUAAUUUAAUAUCUUAUACAAUAUGUACCAAUUGUUAAUUCCUGAAGUUUAAUAUAGACUCACCCUCAACUCAUGAUCGUUGUUUAAAUGUUGGUUUAGAAUCGGUCCAAGAUACUCACACACUGUCGAGGGUUCUAAUCUUAACAUGGUCCAUUGUUGUAUAAUUUUCUAACUUAUCAAAUAUGCAUUUGCUAAAAUUUAUUUAUCUUUGGUGUUUUUUUUAGAUAAAAAAAUCCACUACUUAUACUAAUAUCUUCAUUUUGUUGGUGUAAUGCCACAUUUAUUGUCAAUAUCUAAGCAUGAUCUUAUACUCUAAGUAAGAAAAUGAUAUCUGGACUGCGCAUUAACCGGAUUUGUGGGCAUGAUACUAUACCCUAACCCUUGAUGAGUGAACCCUAGGUCUUAGUUAUCUUAAUCAUAGAGCUUAACCCCUAAGAUUGUGCAUGUAAUUUGUUUCAUAGAUUUUAACGAAUCAUGACCAUUGAUUUUUGUUUAUAAUUAAACUCUUUAUAUAUAUAUAUAUAUAUAUAUAUAUAUAGAGAGAGAGAGAGAGAGAGUUUAAUGUAUUUUUAAGUGUAAUUAACACCUUAGUUUGACCGAAAUAUGUAAACUGUUAAGAAAAAUAAGGGGAAGUAUGAACAAAUGUAAGAGAAAAUAAGGUAUGGAAGCAUGCAUUAUAAGAGAGAAGAAACAUUGUCUUUCUUUAUCGUCUACAUUUGUACAAUCAGGUACUAUAUUAUGGCUUCGUCAAUUUUCUAUCAAAAUGAAAAAACAACUUUUGAAGCAUUUUGCUAUUUAAUACAUGUUUUCGUUGAUAGAUAUAAAUAUUAGAAAAAGACAGCGUUUGAUAACCAAAACAUAAAAUUAUAUAGUUGGUUUUUCAAAUUCAAUUGAUUAUUAAAUAUUGAUUAUCUAAACUUCUUUCAUUAUUUUUUUUUAAUUUUUUAUUACUUAUCUGUGUGUUUAAUUUAUUUUCUAUCGAAAUAUAACAUAUAUUAAGUUCUAAUAAAAAGAAAAAGAAAAAUUAAUUGAUCAGAUUUAAUCAAAUAUAUUUUUUGAAGCAUUAUAAUAUAUGUCACUCUCCAAACAUAAGUAUACUACUGCUACACAUAUAUAUUGGAAAAUACAAUUAUUGAAUAAAAAAGAAAACAUUAAAAGAAGAUAGAGAUAGCUACAUAAAUGAUCAUUAAAAUAAAAAGAAAAUAUUAAAAAAAGAUAGAUAGCUCUACAUUAAAUGAUCAUUAACUAACUUUUUUGUUUGUAAAAAAAUUGUCCACCAUGGCACCUUGUAAAUUCUCCAAAUGCUUAUGUGGCAACAAACUACUUUUGAAUUGCUAUAAUAUUAUGUAUAGAUAGAUAGAUAGAUGUUAGGCUCUUUCAAAGCUUUUUCACAUGUUCUGUUUACUUUUUGCUUGGGUUACAGCUUUGAGUUUUCAUGAUUUGCUUUAUUAAUACAACUUACAAGAAGUAGCAUGUCAUGCGUUUAUAAGGGCUGCUGCCCUAUUUAUUUACUUCGAGCUGAGGAUUUUUUACUUCGAGCUGAGUUUUCAUGAUUUGCUUUAUUGAUACAACUACAAGAAGUAUAUGUCUUGCGUUUAAAAGGUUGCUUUACAACUCCAUCUGGAUACGAUCGAUGGAUGCUAAUUUGAACUUCGAGCUGAGGAUUUUGAGGGAAAUGGUAAUGGCUCAACAAGGAACAACCUUUCCUUGUGUACAACAUCCAGAAUUCCAUCUAGCCAGGUACUGAACGUGUUUGUUUUUGUUUAUAACUACUCAACCAAAUGCUUUAUGCAUGGAUUUCUGAUACGCAAGUAGGAAAAGGCGAGUUAUGGAGUUUAAAUAUAAACUAGAAUGGUUGUCGCGGUUUGCUGCGGUUAGGAGUCUAAACUUCAGCCCGUCGAUUCCGCUUAUAGGUAAUUGGAUUGAAAAAUAAUUAUCUUGUGGUUUAUUUGUCGUUGAUUUUGUCUUUUUUCUAAUACUUAAUUUUGUAUGAAAUCUGUUAAAAUAUAAUUAAAAAUAUUUACUUCCAUAAUCUAAACGUGUAUGAGUUGGGUAUGGAUACCCAUUUAUUCGAAAGUAUUUUAAAUAUACAUACAAAAAUUAGACCUAUUUGUAUAGCUUCAAAAGUUUAGGUACCAAUAUGUAAUACACAAAAAAUUAGGUACUAAAAUAUAAUGUUUCAUCAAUAUUUGAGGACUUAUAUGCCAAAUAAAUAAAUUUAGGUUAUAAAUCUAAGGAUCUAUUGACUUUAGGUACAGAACUAUAAUUUGCAUAGUUGAGACUUAAUUACUUUUAUGGUGAUGUAUUUAAGAUGAUAAUUAUUUACUUUUCUAUAGAAAAGUGGAAACUAUUUAUUUGAUAUGUGUAGAUACUUAACCAAGCAUUCCAUGUAUAAUUGUUGAAAAUUAUAGCCCGGGUGAAAAAGAAAAACUCUAGAGCGAAGCAAAAAGAAUACAAACUGGAACUUGCUUAAAAUUUCACGCCUUCAAAUCUCAUAGUAGAAAAUGAUGACUUUCUAAUAAGUAAUAACCAAAUAUAUUUAUGUUUAAUUGGACUCGAUAUUGAGUUGAAAAAGUUAGUGGUUCAUUGUUCAAUUAUUAGUUCUCUAGACUGUUGGUGAGUUGUGUAUGGACCUAUUCAUACUUGUGAUUAAAAUACAUAAAAAGUAGUAUACUAAUUAGGCUUAAAUGAAGACGGCAAAGAAAGAAAUAAAGAAAGGUCAUGGAUGGCAAGUGAAAAAUGAAACGAAGAGAAAGUAGAUGAUGGAAAGGUUUUGACCAGUUCUUUUGGUUGGUCGUUAAUACAACAGUUAACCCUUUUCACCGUAGGAAUUUAUUGACACUUGCAUAAGUAGAUAACAUAUUUUGUUAUAUGUAGUUAGUAGAAGUUUGUUUAGUACCCCGUAAAUGUACUAAAUGAGUUUACAAAUUCGCUCUUGCAAUAUUUUAGAGUUGUCUCUCUUUUAUCAUUUAUUUAAUGUUUCAUGUAAUGAGCAAAUAUAAAAUGGUCGAAUCUUCUCGUAAAAUUUAGAUACUUUUGACAUAAUUUUUCAAUGAUUUUACAUUAAAAUUAAAUUUGAGAUAUUAAAAUGUAAAAUGUAAAAAGUGACUAAGUUGUAAUUUGUUAUGCAACAUUAACUCUACUUCAACUUUAAAUUUUAAAAAUUGUAGGUACGGAAAUCUCAUAAAAUUUAGAUAUCAAAACAUAAUUGUUCAAUGAUUUUACAUUAAAAUUAAAAUUUGGGUAUCAAAUGUAAAAUGUAUAAAGUGACAAAAAUAGUAAUUUAUUACGCAACAAUAACUCUACUUUAAAUUUAUAUAUAGUAAAUUUUAAAAAUUGUAGUUACAGAAAUCUCAUAAAUUUUAGAUAUAAAAUGUAUAAAUUUGAGGUAUUAAAAUAUAAAAUGUAUAAAGUGACUAAAGUAACAAUUUUUUACGCAAUAGUAACUCUACUUCAAAUUUAUAUAUAAUAAUAAUUUUGUUAGUUUAAAUGUCAAUAAUUUUGUUAGUGGUUUUGGUAGUAGGAGCCUUUCUAUGAAAAUGGUGUUGUUUUCUCAAUUUGUAUGCUUUUGCAUUUCCAAUUCCUCACUUUAAUACCGCUAUGCAAGUUAAGUGGAUAAGAGAUAAUCAGCAUUCAUCAACAGUGUCACUGUCUAUUGGAAGAAGACUAAACGGAUAAGCGGUCAUCAGCAUUCAAGAUGCAUGUUUGAUGUUUUAUUGAUAUUAAGCUCCAAACAAUCUGGAAGCUGACUGAUGGGGGUUGCAUAUUUUGUAAAAUUCCAUGUCCAUCAUUUUGUAAAGUCGUUGGCAGUGUAUAUCAAACUUAGUUGACUACAUACUUUUGCGUCAUAUCAUAUAUAGUUGAAUCAAUGUUGAUCUUGACUUUAGCACUACUAUUUGAAUGUGUUGUUGUUCUAAUAAUUUUGACUGUCAGAAUAUUUCAGCAAAAUGAAUUUUAAUAAUCAAUAUCUAAUAAGGAAAAAUAAAAUCUAAUAAUAAUAGCUAGAAAUUAUUGUGGUCUCUAAUCCAGGAAAUGAAUUUUAAUGACGGGAAUUUUUCAUCAUUAGAGGUGUUGCCCAGGGAGUCAUAUCCCAUCGCUAUUGAGCUAUGAUAAUAGUCAAAUGCGACUUUUAAUUAUCCUUCAAUGAUCGGGAGCUCGUCGGUAAUGUUUACAAAUCUAGCCGUGAAAAAUAGCUUUUAACGGUUGGAAAGAAACCCCGGGGGGAGGGGGGGCUCGUCGGUAAUUACUUAUGUCGGCUGUUUUAUGGCCUAUAACGAUAGUUUUGCUCUCUCGGCAAAGCUACUUUUUUGUAGUAGUACCUUCUUGCAUCCUCAAACUGAACAACCGUUGCUUUAGAUGCAGCUUGUUGGUUAAAGACUUAGUCAUGUAUAGACUCUCCAGCUUCAACAACAAGUCCGCGACAAUCUUCUCAGCAGCGACUUCAAUGAUAAUAGUGAAGCCUGCCAUUUUGAUAUGCCAGCAGCGACUUAGUCAUGUAUAGCGGCCCCCACAACCCUUACUGUUUCAAUAAAGCCUGCAUCUUGAUCUGCCAUAUAGCGAAGCUGUUCUUCUCAGUGAACUUAUCGAUCUUCAUGUUCACCGACGUCAUUCUUCAUAAUCGAAACCCUAGCCCGAUUUCCAACCGGCGCUCUGAUACCACUUGUCACGAUUGUUUUCUGCUGAUCGGGAAAUAAGAGGAUUCGACAAUGCAAGAAAUGAAAAUGCAAACACACACACACGAUUUACGUGGUUCACUAACGCAAUGUGUGUUAGCUAGUCCAUGGGCAGAAGAGAGCCAGUUUCACUAUACUUCGAGGAGAUACAUAUUACCGAGGAGUAUGAGAAGUAUUUAUAGUACUUCUCCUAGGUCUAACCCUAAUCCAAUCUGGUAAAGGAAAAGCGGUUACAACCAGGUCCAUAACUGGAACCCAGAUAACAUUGAGCACUCUUGACUUUUAGUCGUAGUGGCUGAUAGUACGAUUCCUGUCGCAUCAGCAAGUAGAAUGAGGAAAGCGUGUGUUGUUGAUGAGCGUCAUAUGUUGAACUUUUUCAAAUGAAGAGAAAUAAUUUAUUCGCCACUUCAAAACGUGUCUGUGUGAAAUUGCCAUAAAAAGAGAGUCUGUGGUUAUAGGAAAGUGACGAGAAAGUACGCAGUGCUGACAAUGACACCACCCGAUGCACCGACUAAAUCCUGUUUGUAAUGUUAGACUCUACUCCCCAAAUCUUGGAAAAAAAUCCCAAAAUACACACGUUUUAUGAAAAUUUUCCAAUCUACACAUGUUUGGGCAUCACGGCGGCCGUCAACUGCGGUGAAUACAUUCAUCGGGGCAGACUAAAGCGGUGAAUGCAUCACCGUGGUUGACGGCUGCGGUGAAGGCCUGGCAUAAGGAUGAAACUUUAAACGAACGUAACUUUGCGCUCGGUUAUCUGAUCGUCGCAAAAUAAAUUUUGAUUCCGCAUAACUUUACAAGAUCUUUCAAUCUGCAUUGAGUCUACAUCCAAAAUGAGCAAUUUUUCGAUUUCGACAAACUUUGGAAGACCAUAACAUGCUGCUCCGCAAUCAGAAUGUCAUGAAAAAUAUUUCCAUUCCGCAUAACUUUUUAAAGAAUACAACUUUGAUCAUAACCAUAAUUUUGGAAUGUAUGUUGUGAAAAGUAAAGACAAAGUUAUUCCCAAAAUGUCGUAUACCAAAAAAUAUGUCUUGUUUUGAAAAUUAUUUUCUAGUAAAAGUUGUAGUUAUUAAAAAGUUAUGCACAUUAAAAAAAAAUUAUGACGUUCGCAUUGAACAGCACAAAGUUAUGGCCUUCCAAAGUUUGGCAAACACGAAAAAUUCAUCGUUAGGGGUAGCAAACAAUAUUUUUUGAGGAUGAAGUAGGGUUGCAGAUUGAAAGAUCUUGACAAGUUAUGCGGAAUCAAAAACAAUUUCGUUACUAUCGGAUAAUCGAGCGCAAAGUUACGUUCGUUUGAAGUUUCAACCUUAGCUCGGGCCUUCACCGCUGCCAGCAACAGCGGUGAAGCCUUCACCGCGGCCAUCAACCGCGGUGAUGCAUUCAACGCUUUCGCCUUCCGCGAUGAAUGCAUUCACCGCGGUUGACGGGCGCGGUGAUACCCAAACAUUUGUAGAUUGAGAAUUUUUCAUAAAACGUGUGUAUUUUG
Linum trigynum is the source of this 6383-nucleotide messenger RNA. The record is from the annotation of a GenBank genome assembly. Lineage: Eukaryota; Viridiplantae; Streptophyta; Magnoliopsida; Malpighiales; Linaceae.